Messenger RNA from Chenopodium quinoa (quinoa), 1053 nucleotides. RefSeq names its product probable U3 small nucleolar RNA-associated protein 11. Gene Ontology annotation, biological process: rRNA processing. Lineage: Eukaryota; Viridiplantae; Streptophyta; Magnoliopsida; Caryophyllales; Amaranthaceae. The transcript has 9 exons. Gene Ontology annotation, cellular component: nucleolus; small-subunit processome. The record is from RefSeq and is a predicted model, not a curated record. Bases 184 to 873 code for a protein of 229 amino acids.
UCAGACGGGUCUUAUAACUAUAGCGGGUCAUGGCUUUUAAAGGCCUUCAUUCCUACUUCCUUCCUCUCUGAGUUAUUUCAUUGAAGCUUACUCAACGUUCUCCAUUGAAGCGUUCUUCGUUGAAUCUAAUUCUUGUAUCCCUCAUUGAAGCAGCUUCUAAGAUAUAUUGCACAAGUUAUCAACAUGUCUUCUAUAAGAAAUGCAAUAUCUAAAAGGGAGUACAAGGAGCGAUCGCAACCGGCUUCAAGGAAGAAGUUUGGGUUACUCGAAAAGCACAAGGACUAUGUUGUUCGUGCGAGAGAAUUCCACAAGAAGGAGGAUAUGUUACGGAGACUCAAAGAAAAGGCGGCGAAUAGGAACCCGGAUGAAUUUUAUUUUAAAAUGAUUAAUACUAGUACAAGGAAUGGAGUUCAUAGACCCGAGAGUGAGGCUAACAAGUAUACGCCAGAAGAACUUUUGUUGAUGAAGACACAAGACUUAGGAUAUGUUCUUCAGAAAAUUCAAAGUGAAAAGAAGAAAAUUGAAAAGCGUCAAGCUGUGCUACAUUCUUUAGAUAAUCGGCCCUCGAGCAAGCACGUUUACUUUGCAGAAGACAGUGAAGAGGCGAAUGAGAUACUAUCAAGAUCAUCAAACAAUGAAGAGCUUCAUGCAUCAGCGCCGGUGCCUUCUGCAAUCAAGAAGAAGAUGAAUGCUUCCUACAAAGAGUUAGAGGCAAGAAUGAAAAGAGUUGGAAAUUUGGAGAGAGUAUAUGCAGAGAUGGCCUUGCAGAAAGAGCUACAGAAAAAGGGUAGGAAACGCAAGCUUCGGGAAGAUGAGAUUGUUUGUCCCACUGAUAGGCCAGUGUACAAGUGGCGGGCAGAACGAAAGCGAUAAACAAGCGUAAUAUAUCUGGUUGAUGAAGGACAGAAUGUUCAACAUGAGCAGGAAGCAAAUUUUGGUUCAGUUAUUUAGUUACUGGUAGUGAGAUGUACCCUAGUCCCUAGUUGAGUCACCUUGUAAUUUAAAGUUCACAGUUUGAAUCAUGAUUAUUUUAUGUGAGAAUUUUAUCGAUCA